Molecule: messenger RNA, 794 nt
Organism: Solanum tuberosum (potato)
Lineage: Eukaryota; Viridiplantae; Streptophyta; Magnoliopsida; Solanales; Solanaceae
Product: ADP-ribosylation factor 2-like
Molecular function (GO): GTPase activity; GTP binding
Source: RefSeq, marked provisional
CUGUUCUUCAGGGAUCAUUAAGAAGAAAGAGAAAUGGGGCUGACAUUCACCAAGCUUUUCAGCCGGCUAUUUGCCAAGAAGGAAAUGCGCAUCCUCAUGGUUGGACUCGAUGCAGCUGGUAAGACCACCAUAUUGUACAAGCUCAAGCUGGGAGAAAUUGUCACCACCAUUCCAACUAUUGGUUUCAAUGUGGAAACUGUUGAAUACAAGAACAUCAGCUUCACCGUUUGGGAUGUCGGGGGUCAGGACAAGAUCCGUCCAUUGUGGAGGCACUAUUUCCAGAACACUCAGGGUCUCAUUUUUGUGGUUGAUAGCAAUGACAGAGACCGUGUAGUGGAGGCAAGAGAUGAAUUGCACAGGAUGUUGAAUGAGGAUGAGCUUCGGGAUGCUGUGCUGCUUGUUUUUGCUAACAAACAAGAUCUUCCUAAUGCAAUGAAUGCUGCUGAAAUAACCGAUAAGCUUGGACUCCACUCCCUCAGGCAGCGUCACUGGUACAUCCAGAGCGCUUGUGCAACUUCUGGCGAGGGACUCUACGAGGGGCUUGAUUGGCUUUCUAACAACAUUGCCAAUAAGGCCUAAGUCGAAGUAGAGUUGUUGCGGAUUGAUCCUGGAUGCAGGCGGGUUUUUAUCUAAUUCCAUUUACUUUUAUUACGUCGUUUUUCUUCUUCUUUUUUCAGACAUUCUCUGAAUCUGUGUGGUUAUGGCAUUUGCUUCUUAGGAGGUCACUUUUGAAAUGUUUUUGUAAUACAAUGGUUGAAUGUAUGUAAUUUGCUGUGAUUGUUUAGGUUCGAGUA